CAAACAGGGAAAAUGGCAGUGGAGGAGGGAGCAGAGUUGCUAGAAGCAAUUGACAGUAAUGCCAGUUACUUGAGAGCAGCCCGGGCAGGGAACCUAGAGAAGGCUUUGGAUUACCUGAAGACUGGGGUCGAAAUCAACAUCUGUAACCAGAAUGGCCUCAACGCCCUCCAUCUGGCCUCUAAAGAGGGCCAUGCCGAGGUGGUCACACAACUCAUCAAGCUGGGAGCCAAUGUGGACGCUGCAACUAAGAAAGGGAACACAGCUCUCCACAUAGCGUCUCUGGCUGGUCAGGUGGAUGUAGUGAAGGAGCUGGUGACCAGCGGAGCUAACAUCAACGCACAAUCUCAGAAUGGCUUCACUCCUCUGUACAUGGCUGCUCAGGAGAAUCAUCAGAAGGUGGUCAGAUACCUGCUGGACCAUGGCUCCACACAGGGCAUCGCUACAGAGGAUGGCUUCACGCCCCUUGCGGUGGCGUUGCAGCAGGGACAUGAACAGGUGGUCUCUCUGCUCCUGGAGAAUGACACUAAAGGAAAGGUCCGGCUCCCGGCGCUCCACAUCGCCGCGCGGAAGGACGACACCAAGGCUGCUGCCCUGCUGCUCCAGAUCGACCACAACGCAGAUGUCGAGUCCAAGAUGAUGGUGAAUAGGACCACAGAGAGUGGCUUUACUCCGCUGCACAUUGCUGCUCACUACGGCAACAUCAACGUGGCAACGCUCCUCCUCAACCGCGGCGCUGCCGUGGACUUCAAGGCCAGGAAUGACAUCACACCGCUGCAUGUGGCUUCUAAGAGAGGGAAUGGCAACAUGGUGAAAGUUCUGCUGGAGAGGGGAGGCACGAUAGACGCCAGGACUAAGGACGGUCUGACCCCUCUCCACUGUGGCGCCAGGAGCGGACAUGAACAGGUGCUGGAGAUGCUGCUAGACAGAGGAGCUCCCAUCCUGUCCAAAACUAAGAACGGUCUGUCUCCCCUCCACAUGGCCACCCAGGGGGACCAUCUGAACUGUGUUCAGCUCCUGCUACACCACGAGGUUCCUGUUGAUGAUGUCACCAACGACUAUCUGACGGCCUUGCAUGUCGCCGCCCACUGCGGACACUACAAGGUCGCCAAGGUCAUUGUGGACAAGAAGGCCAAUCCCAACGCUAAAGCACUGCACGGAGCAUCUAUACAGGCAGUGACCGAGUCGGGUCUCACUCCGAUCCAUGUGGCGGCUUUCAUGGGACACGAUAACAUCGUCACUCAGCUGACGAAUCAUGGAGCUUCUCCAAACACAACUAAUGUGAGGGGAGAGACGGCGCUCCACAUGGCAGCGAGGGCCGGCCAGGCUGGCGUGGUCAAAUACCUGGUUCAGAGUGGAGCCAGAGUGGAGGUCAAGGCCAAGGACAACCAGACCCCGCUCCACAUCUCCAGUCGUCUGGGGAAGCCUGACAUCGUGCUGUAUCUGCUGCAGAAUGGGGCGUGUCCUGACGCCACUACCACCUCUGGCUACACCCUACACCUGGCUGCCAAAGAGGGACACAGAGACGUCUCCUCAGUCCUCCUUGACCAGGGGCUUCUCCAGACAUCACUACCAAGAGGGGCUUCUCCAGACAUCACUACCAAGAAAGGCUUCACUCCCCUCCAUGUUGCAGCUAAGUAUGGGAAGAUGGAAGUGGCCAACCUUCUGCUGCAGAGACACACUGCGCCCGAUGCAGCUGGGAAGAGUGGUCUAACUCCCCUACAUGUAGCUGCUCACUAUGACAACCAGAAAGUGGCUCUGCUGCUGCUGGACCAGGGAGCUUCACCACACGCUGCUGCCAAGAAUGGCUAUACUCCACUCCACAUCGCGGCUAAGAAGAACCAGAUGGAGAUUGCCACGACGCUGCUGGAGUACGGAGCCGACACCAACUCUAUGACACGUCAGGGCAUCACACCGCUGCACCUGGCCUCUCAGGAGGGCAACGUAGACAUCGUUACCCUGCUACUGGCCAGGGAAGCCACCAUCAGCUUGGGCAACAAG
Oncorhynchus gorbuscha (pink salmon) is the source of this 1998-nucleotide messenger RNA. RefSeq names its product ankyrin-3-like. The record is from RefSeq and is a predicted model, not a curated record. Gene Ontology annotation, biological process: neuronal action potential; negative regulation of delayed rectifier potassium channel activity. Lineage: Eukaryota; Metazoa; Chordata; Actinopteri; Salmoniformes; Salmonidae. Gene Ontology annotation, cellular component: membrane; synapse; axon initial segment. Gene Ontology annotation, molecular function: transmembrane transporter binding.